AUGCGGAACCUAAUAGGCAGCCACCCUGGUGGAAAAACCAGCAUAUGCUGUGACGCACACGCGUCGAACGCGCAUUUUGCUUUAAAAGGAAGCGCCGCCUCUCAGUCGCUCUCUUUCAAUCGGACCGGAGACAAAAUGUCUCACCGUAAAUUUUCGGCCCCACGCCACGGCUCUCUGGGCUUCUUGCCCCGCAAGAGAUGCAAGCGCCAUCGUGGUAAGGUGAAGAGUUUCCCCAAAGAUGAUCCCAGCAAGCCUGUUCACCUGACUGCUUUCCUUGGCUACAAGGCUGGCAUGACCCACAUCGUCCGUGAGGUCGACAGACCUGGCUCCAAGGUCAACAAAAAGGAGGUGGUUGAGGCAGUGACUGUUGUGGAGACUCCUCCCAUGAUUGUAGUGGGUGUUAUUGGAUACGUCAUGACCCCUCGUGGCCUGCGCUCUCUAAAGACCAUCUUUGCCGAGCACAUUAGUGAUGAGUGCAAGCGUCGCUUCUACAAGAACUGGUACAAGUCCAAAAAGAAGGCCUUUACCAAGUACUGCAAGAGGUGGCAAGAUGAAGAGGGCAAGAAGCAGCUGGAGAAAGACUUCGCCACCAUGAAGUACUGCCAGGUCAUUCGCAUCAUUGCCCACACACAGAUGCGCCUGCUGCCUCUCAGACAGAAGAAGUCUCACUUGAUGGAGAUUCAGCUGAACGGAGGCUCCAUUGCUGAUAAGGUUGACUGGGCCAGAGAGAAGCUUGAGCAGCCCGUUCCCAUCAAUAACGUCUUUGGUCAGGAUGAGAUGAUUGACGUUAUCGGUGUUACCAAGGGUCACGGAUACAAGGGUGUGACGAGCCGCUGGCACACAAAGAAGCUGCCCCGUAAGACCCAUCGUGGUCUGCGUAAGGUGGCCUGUAUUGGAGCCUGGCAUCCUGCCCGUGUGGCUUUCUCUGUGGCUCGUGCCGGUCAGAAGGGCUACCACCACCGCACUGAGAUCAACAAGAAGAUCUACAAGAUUGGUGUGGGCUAUCACACCAAGGAUGGAAAAGUGGUUAAGAACAAUGCCUCCACUGAAUAUGAUCUGUCCAACAAGAGCAUCAACCCCCUGGGUGGCUUUGUGCACUAUGGUGAGGUGACCAAUGACUUUGUCAUGCUGAAAGGCUGUGUGGUCGGAACCAAGAAGAGGGUUUUGACCCUGCGCAAGUCUCUUCUGGUCCAGACCAGCCGUCGUGCCCUGGAGAAGAUCGAGCUCAAAUUCAUCGACACCACCUCCAAAUUUGGUCAUGGACGUUUCCAGACCAUCGAGGAAAAGAAGAGCUUCAUGGGACCCCUCAAGAAAGACCGUCUUGCCAAGGAGGAGAUGUCAUAAAAGCCUUCUGCCUGUGCUCUGUCUGGUGUUGUCAUGCAGUACUGCGGAGUUGUUUAAAAAAAAAAAAAAAAAAUCAACAAAAUGAACAAUCUCUGGAGUUUUCAAUAUGAACA
Molecule: messenger RNA, 1457 nt
Organism: Labeo rohita (rohu)
Lineage: Eukaryota; Metazoa; Chordata; Actinopteri; Cypriniformes; Cyprinidae
Gene: rpl3
Product: ribosomal protein L3
Exons: 10
Coding region: 1-1344 (447 amino acids)
Biological process (GO): translation; ribosomal large subunit assembly
Cellular component (GO): cytosolic large ribosomal subunit; ribosome
Molecular function (GO): RNA binding; structural constituent of ribosome
Source: RefSeq, a predicted model, not a curated record